GAUUAUAAAACAUUGAAGAAUCAUAAUAAAAAAACAAUAACAAACGAAUCAGAAUAGAAUAAAAUGCAGUAGAUCUCAUCGCGCGCGCGCGCACACACACACGCACACACAGCCUGAACGCGCAUCUCGGCACGCCUGGACGCACCGCACGCGCAUCUCGGUGUCUCCCGGUGAGCGUUUUCUCCGGCUGACCCAGAAUGGUUCUGAUGCGCAUGUUCGCUCCGUAGGUCCUCCUCAGUCUCGGUUCCAAAACUUCUCCAUGGCGUUGAACGUGACGCGUAACUGGACCAAUCAGUUCGCGCAGCCACCGUGGCGCGUGGCCCUGUGGUCGGUGGCGUACGGUUCGGUUCUGACCGUGGGCCUGUUCGGGAACCUGGUGGUGGUCUGGAUCAUCGUGGCUCACCGCCGGAUGCGCACCGUCACCAACUACUUCCUGCUGAACUCCGCGUUCUGCGACGCCGCCAUGGCCGCAUUCAACACCCUCAUCAACUUCAUCUACGCCGCGCACGGGGACUGGUACUUCGGGGAGGAGUACUGCAAGUUCCACAACUUCUUCCCGGUAGCCGCGGUGUUCGCCAGCAUCUACUCCAUGACCGCCAUCUCCGUGGACCGGUACAUGGCCAUCAUCCAUCCUUUGAAGCCCAGAUUAUCAGCUACAGCCACUAAAGUGGUAAUUGUGUGUAUCUGGUUUCUUGCUGUGGUUCUGGCAUUUCCUCUCUGCUUCUACUCCACCAUCAGGACGUUACCUCGAAGAACCAUCUGCUACGUCGCUUGGCCAAGACCAGCCGAAGAUUCGUUGAUGUAUCACACCAUAGUGUCUGUGCUGGUCUAUAUGCUGCCCCUUGUGGUGAUGGGAAUUGCUUACACCAUCAUCGGAGUGACUCUGUGGGGAAGUGAAAUUCCAGGAGACUCGUCAGACAACUAUCACGGGCAACUACGUGCCAAGAGGAAGGUGGUAAAGAUGAUGAUUGUUGUGGUGGUGACCUUUGCCCUUUGCUGGCUGCCGUAUCACGUGUACUUUAUCGUAACCGGACUGAACAAACAAUUAAACAAGAGAAAGUCCAUUCAGCAGGUUUACCUCUCAGUGCUGUGGCUGGCCAUGAGCUCCACCAUGUACAACCCUAUCAUCUACUGCUGCCUCAACAACAGGUUCAGAGCUGGCUUCAAAAAGGCUUUCCGCUGGUGUCCUUUCAUCCACGUAUCGAGCUAUGACGAGUUGGAACUACGUACGGCGAGACUCCACCCGCGGAACCGUAGCAGCAUGUGCACGCUGUCCCGCGUCGACACCAGCGUCCUCGGCGAAGACCCUCGCCAGACCAACCGCAAGAGCACCAGAUCUCUGAACCACACCGAGAUCAACAGCACCAAAGCUAGUCCUCCUCCCACCAAAUACGGCCUGUACACUGACGCAAGCUCCGCCUUCAAGCACUUUGAUUGACUGAAAUGUUGAUCUUCCAUCCGUUUCUGUUUUCAUACUGUAGCAUGGUGAAGCUCUGAACCUCUGGCCGAAGCAACCAGGCCAGAAUUCACGUUAAAAAACGUUACAAAAAUGCGAUCGUUGUUCUGAAGUCUGCUGUAAUUAAAUGUUCACGUGUAUUUAUUGUAAAUUCGACCGUGGUGUUGGUGGAACGUGUACAGAUGAGCUUUACUCAUGACGCACACACUGAAUAUUGUUAAAUGUAUUUAGUCACAUGACGUGAGAAUCUUCUUGAGAUGAAAACACUACCUGCAUGCUAAAGGUGUUAUAGGGUAAAAUCCAGAUGUUGUCCUGGAUUUCCUUGUUGUUUGUAGAUCAUAUGAUCAUAUGUUUUGUAGUAAAUGUCAAAAACUGUAAUAUCGAAACGUCUAUUUUGUGAUGAAUAAAAGAGACUCGUGGUCUGGGA
Messenger RNA from Silurus meridionalis, 1883 nucleotides. RefSeq names its product tachykinin receptor 3-like (gene tacr3l). Gene Ontology annotation, molecular function: tachykinin receptor activity. Gene Ontology annotation, biological process: G protein-coupled receptor signaling pathway; positive regulation of flagellated sperm motility. Gene Ontology annotation, cellular component: sperm midpiece; plasma membrane. Lineage: Eukaryota; Metazoa; Chordata; Actinopteri; Siluriformes; Siluridae. The transcript has 5 exons. Bases 260 to 1438 code for a protein of 392 amino acids. The record is from RefSeq and is a predicted model, not a curated record.